GUGCGGCCGCUGAGGGAACCCGGCUACCUGCGGGAACUGGGCCGGAAGGCCGAGAAGGCGAGGAAGAGGAGGGAGCGGCUGCAGAGGAGGAAGCGGGAGGCCCGAGCGGCCCAGGAGGAGGAGGCGGCCCGCGCCGCGGAGCGGGAGGCUGAGAUCGACCGAUGGAGGGCAGGGCGCGUCCAGGAGGUGGAGGAGAAGAACCGGGAGCGGGAGCUUAAGGCUGCUGCGGACAGUGUCUUAUCUGAAGUAAGGAAGAAGCAGGCAGACACAAAGAGAAUGGUGGACAUCCUGGGCUCCUUAGAAAAGCUUCGGAAACUGAGGAAAGAGGCCGCUGCCAGGAAAGGUGUUUGUCCACCUCCCUCAGCAGAUGAAGCCUUUGAAAAUCAGGUGGAAAGUCUCAGAGCAUUGCUCAAAAACCGCACAGAGCUGUAUGAAGCUGAGGAGAGAGCACUGAGAGUGAUGUUGGAAGGAGAACAGGAGGAGGAAAGGAAGAGAGAAAUGGAAAAGAAACAGAAGAAGGAAAGAGAAAAGCUUCUACAGCAGAAACGUGAAAUUGAUUCCAAGCUGUUUGGUGAUCCAGAUGAAUUUCCUCUUGCUGAUCUGCUGCAGCCUUUCAGGGAAUAUUACUUACAAGCUGAGCUUUCUGUAGCAGCUCUAAUCCAGAUCAGGCACGAAUGGGAUCAGUACUUGGUGCCCGCUGAUCACCCUGAAGGAAGCUGCAUCCCUCCUGGAUGGGUUCUUCCGACUCUCCCCACGAAUGACACUUGGGCCACUGCUGUCAGAUAACUCAGAAAUAAAUUAUUUUUGCACUGGA
Molecule: messenger RNA, 814 nt
Organism: Meleagris gallopavo (turkey)
Lineage: Eukaryota; Metazoa; Chordata; Aves; Galliformes; Phasianidae
Gene: PDCD7
Product: programmed cell death 7
Cellular component (GO): U12-type spliceosomal complex
Source: RefSeq, a predicted model, not a curated record